Messenger RNA from Poeciliopsis prolifica (blackstripe livebearer), 1554 nucleotides. RefSeq names its product KIAA1191 ortholog. The coding region runs from base 298 to 1269 and encodes 323 amino acids. The record is from RefSeq and is a predicted model, not a curated record. Gene Ontology annotation, cellular component: cytoplasm. NCBI's taxonomy places the organism in Eukaryota, Metazoa, Chordata, Actinopteri, Cyprinodontiformes, Poeciliidae. The transcript has 9 exons.
CGUUUCACUCUCCUCUGCCCCUCAUCCCGCGCCGAUCCUCCCCUGCAGGGGCUUCCAGGUUCAGACGGUCAUUUCUGCCACCGAAAACAGACACAGGGAGAGGAAGAGAGAAGGUUUCAUUCCUGCCAUCUGCUGCUGCUGCGGGGAUCGACGGGACAUUGGCACAGAAAUCAGCGCCUUUGAGUUAUUUUAACAAACUGACAGAAGGUGUGCCUGUGUGUGUUUGCAGGUGUGUCACACUGAGCAGAGAGCCAUCCUUCUGUCUUUUGUGGUAAUACCCCCUCUUUUGGUGUCAAAAUGGCCAGAGACCAAGGAGACAUCCCAGCACUUGAGUCUGGCAUGGCUGGCCUCUGUGUUGCCUUAUCAUCUCCCGCUGGAAUAGCUCGCCACAACAUCAGCUACGAUGAGCACAUGGAUAUCCCCAUGCAUCACCCUCCUGCGGACAUGACAGUAAACAACUUCUGGAAAGACCCUCUCAUCCCUCGGCACAGGUUCAGGAACAAAGAGGUAAGUGAGAGUGGUGACAAGAUAACAACAUGCGAAGCAUCAUUACCACCCAAGUCCCCAGUCCUUGUUGUUAAGGCCAAAGCCAGCUCACUGAUGAGUUCCCUUAUGUCAAGACAAUCCCAAGAAAACCUUCAGAAGUUUGAGCACCAGGCAGGACUGACUGAGGCUGUUUAUUCUCCCCACAAGGGCCUCACUGCUGAGGAGACCCAGUUCCACAGAGUAGCUGAUGGCAAACUGCCAAAGUUGAGAAUGCCGGGGGACUUCAAGGAGGACAGGCUUUCAACAUCUGCACAAUCGACCCCAAGUGGCACGCCUACAGUCACCCCCAGUGUUACCCCCAGUGCUACUCCUGUCUCAUCACCAGCUGUUAGUCGCAGGAACUGGUUCCAGCUGAAUCCGACCCAUUAUAUUACUGCACCUGAGCCUAAUAGACCUGACCCUUACAUAGACAUGGGAGGAAACGAAGGAGGAGGAGGUCCAGAUAAGUGGAACUUCUUUGGAACCCGGUCUGUGGUCCACAAGUCCCCCACGGACCCAGGCUCUGACACCAGCACAGGCUUCUCCCUGCAGUCCUACUUCGGCCUGCAUAAGUCUUCUACGAUGGAUGGCACCAACACUCAGAUGAGCCAAAGGGUGGAGGAGCCUGCCAAAUUCAUGCCCCCCAAGAUUGAAAUCUCGGACACUGAGUCUAAGAGGGUUUCUCCACGGCCCCACAAACUGAAACCUCGGGACAUGAAUGUUUUAACACCGUCAGGCUUUUGAGGCCAGCCCAAACGUGUACUUCCCUUCCCACCCAUCUCCUACAUGGUUGCUAAUUUACUUUCCUGUCCUCUUCUACCUCCUCUACUUCCCUGCAAAUUCCUUGAGAGGCCAAGAGGAAUGAGGACCAUCUGAGAGUGCUGGCUCAUCCACCCCCAUGAGACGCCAUUGCAAUUUUACACUUCCCAUCAGACAUUUUCAUAUGUCCAUCUUUUAGGUAGUUUUCUUCCUUGGCCUACCAACUCAAUGUGCAAUUUAAAUAAAAAAAAAUGGCAUAAGCAAUUUUAA